This is a messenger RNA of Morchella importuna, 1212 nucleotides long. RefSeq lists its product as uncharacterized. The transcript has 4 exons. The record is from RefSeq and is a predicted model, not a curated record. NCBI's taxonomy places the organism in Eukaryota, Fungi, Ascomycota, Pezizomycetes, Pezizales, Morchellaceae. Bases 1 to 1212 code for a protein of 403 amino acids.
AUGCUUGUGACCCUCAUCUUCAAAAGCUUCGACCAGCCACUCUAUUCGCCUCUCCCUCCACCAGCCACAGCGACAAGGCCGACGAAUAUGGGACCCCAUGGCAUUUCCUUCGCGUAUCAUCUGCGCCGAACUACCCGCAGCCCUCUUUAUGUCCAGCCACUUUGUUGGGGUGCUAUGCAUCUAAAACUACUGAGGGUUGCUAUCGAAACGAAUCCAGAGCAACAGUCGCUAGCGCGAAAGCGCAGUUCAGGGCUUCCAAUUGAGACGUCUGUAAACCCCACUUCUCUGCAAGAGUACUGGGCCACGGGUACAAGCGAUAAGUUUUGCGAGGGCGACCUUCUACCAAACAUCAUCAAGGACAUUCUCAAGAGUAUCGAUAAGGAUAAUGGGAUGUCGACAACUCUUGUGCAGGGAUUAGGCUUCGCUCACAGUCCACGAUUAUCAUUCGCGUUUUCCAACUCCGUUACAGAGCUCACGCCGGAGAUUGUUGUCACCACAGCUACGACAAAGCUGCCAUUCUUACUGUAUAGUACUCGUCGCCAUACGGCUCGUGUGCGAAAAGAGCUCUCACUCGGCCGAUGUGGUGGUUCUGCGAUAAAGAAGUUGUUAAGAAAUACGGCGACGACGAAAUGGCACACGAACCUAGAUCCGUUCGAUGUAGCCUGCCUGAUUGCAAUGGCACAAGAGCAGAGAUCUAGAAUAAGAGGAUAUGCUGGGGGAUGGGGCACCGACAACAUGGUCUACACUGUUUACCUAAUAAUUCCCAACAAUUGCCAAUCCCUUCAUUUGUUCACGGCUCGUAUUCCGACAUCAUACCUAGAUGCUCUAGGGAAUAUUGAGAUCGAGGUCACAGAUCACCUCCACAUCACUCGCGAGACUAUUCCCGUCCCUUCCGGAUCCGCCACACAAACCAGUAACAUACUAGUUGACCGGAUCAGCGAGAUGGUGGAGCUGGUGUACGCGCACCAGCUAUUAGCCCCCCAGGAAAUUAAUGUUCAGGACGAGUGGGACCUGGGAAAUGAGGAUAUCUCGCAUUUCGACGAGGCCGGUCUAUGGGGCGAGGACGACAAUUAUCAUCCGGGAAUUUGGAGGCUUGGCAUUGGUGUUCAAGUAAAUUUAGAUCAAGACAGGUCAAUAAUACGUGUAAACAAGAAUAAACUUCCGAUCACUUACCGAGUAUUCGCCUGCAACGGCUGUUUCAGAUUUAUUUAA